CUGGUCAUUACUUUAGGAACUGUCGUGUCUAAUAUCGGUGUAGAUGGAACAAUAUGCUGUGCUCCAGACCAAUGGGAAGGACAUAUGUAUUUGGAUUUUAUGCAAGUGUUCAUUGACUCCAAUACGCUGUAUCUGUAUUUCAAUGGAAGUGUAAACGUAUCCUACGACUAUACCAACUCAAGAGCGUUUUUCACUAUUGUAGGGACUGAAAUUAGUCCAUUGAUCCCCAAACCGGAACCGAUCAAUAAAACCUAUAUUUUUGAUUAUAAAAAGAAUAUGCAGUAUGCCAUCAGUGGUGGCUCUUGUGAAAAAUCAAAGAUUGGUCAGAAUAUGACCAGAGAAUGUGUACAAGACAGUGGAAUAUUAAAAAGCAGUGGAAAAGUUGGAGAUGGUGUUAUCACCGAUACUUAUAUACUGACGUUAUCUGAGAGCUUCAAUAACGUACGAGGAACCAUCCAACGAGAUAGUUGUUUACCCAUACACAUGGUUUAUAUAGUGGGAUCUGACAAUCCAGAUAGUGGCAACAUUGUCAGUUUAGAUGUCUUAAGUACAGUACCUGGAAUCAAAGACCCUGCAGUAUUCACUCCUCCAUCUUCUUGUUUUAAAACGACAAGAAAAUUAUCUAACACCAAGACUCCACAACAAUUAGAGACAGUGCUGACAGAAGUAUUCCACAAAAGAAUGUUAUAUGGUUAACAUGAAGUCAUUUUUACUGUCAACAUUUAAAACAUUAAGUGUGUAAUGAGUUUCAUUUUUUUAAUAUAAAUGUUUUUAUUGUUUAGUGUAAACUAUUUAUUAUAAGAAAAAAUAUAUUUUGCUUUGGUUGCUGUGUGCUUAACCUUAAAUUUCUUGAUGUGUUUGGUUUUUCAAACUGAAAUCUUAUUAUUAUUUUAUUUUUACAUCGGAUGACCAUGAGGGCAUUCCGGUGUAUUGUUGCCACAGACAUUUCUACCCACGUGACAUUCGUUUUUGACUGAUAACCCUAUAAUUACGCGGAUAUUAUCGUGUGCAAAAAUAACAUUCCUUAUCGCUUGUUAUAUAUUAAUUUUAUCAAUAAAUAUUCAGGAAAAUAAUUUUAAAGAACAAAGAUAAAUGAUAUGAAAAUGUUUUGUCGUGAGAAAUAUAUAUAUCAAUAACAAAUCAAGAACACCGAAAAUUUGUGUUAACACAUGUGGAAGAAUAUCUCAAGAACAUUUUGUAACAAACAUGGGAAAAUAUCAAAUCUAAUCUAUUAGAAAAAACGAAUUAUUGCAGAAGAGUGUCCACCAUGCACUUGCACUGCACUAUCAUUAGAAGAGUAGAAUAGAAUGAUAUACAAAUGGAUGAAAAUUUUAUAUAACUAUUAUACAAAUAUAAAUAUAAUAUAUAACAACAAACCAGAGUAUACCAGGAACAUAUAUCAUGACAGAUAUACUGUUCCCAGAGUAUACUGAUAACAAAUAAUUAUAUCACUACAAUAUAAUAUUUAUUACGGUGAGAUUGAAUUCCCUGUCAUAUAUUCAUCAUUCACACACGAACUUGUCUCAGAAAAAAUAUAUCUAUCUACCUUAACCUCACUUUCAGGUAUAGAGAUGUGAUUUUUUUCUGAGACAAGUGCUUGUGACCAUCCACCAGAACUUGCCGUCAUCCGAUGUUCAGUACUUCAGUACUUUGAUUAGAAUUGAAAUGAUUGAUUUUAUCACUAAAACUGAUAAUGUGUUUUUUAUAAUUAAAUAAAAAAGACACUUCUUAGUUUACUACUACCUAAACUGACCUUGAUCUGGGACCUUGUGACUUCACAAUGUAAAGUGUCUUUCUCUUUUAAAAUGUAAAACGAAAGUGUCAACCAAUGAUUGGCUCAGAUCUGAAUUUUGGACCAGGAGAUAUUGUCGAGAAACUGGGGAUAAGCAACCAAAGUUUGGAUGAAUGAUUUCAAAGAUAUUAAUACUGAUUCACUCAUAGGGUCUUUGCAUCGGAAAUAAACACAUUUAUUCUAAAACCAGUUGUUGGCAUGAUACGGGUAAUAUUCUUCUUAAAAAAUACAGUUACAUUAUAGCUGCAGUGAUAUUGACCUUUGACCUGCUAGUGUGCAAUACAAGUCUUUUCCUCACUAAUAGUAAAGCUCACAAAAGUUUGGUAAAUAUUGAAUUAAUUACACUUCAUCUUUCACUUAUAUAUAUAGACCACAAAAUCAAAAGGGUCUUCAUAUUGAACCCAAGUUUGGUUGAAAACUUGAGUAAUGGUCCAAAACAAAAUGUCCAUUAACUUAUAGAAAUUCUGACAUGUAGCUGAAUGGCAUUUUGCAAGUCACAACUUAGCUAAUGGUUUGAUACAAUACAAUA
This is a messenger RNA of Mytilus californianus (California mussel), 2321 nucleotides long. RefSeq lists its product as uncharacterized. Gene Ontology annotation, molecular function: calcium ion binding. The record is from RefSeq and is a predicted model, not a curated record. The coding region runs from base 85 to 696 and encodes 203 amino acids. Gene Ontology annotation, cellular component: extracellular region; lysosome. The transcript has 5 exons. NCBI's taxonomy places the organism in Eukaryota, Metazoa, Mollusca, Bivalvia, Mytilida, Mytilidae. Gene Ontology annotation, biological process: cell-matrix adhesion.